Molecule: messenger RNA, 5825 nt
Organism: Talpa occidentalis (Iberian mole)
Lineage: Eukaryota; Metazoa; Chordata; Mammalia; Eulipotyphla; Talpidae
Gene: OLFML2A
Product: olfactomedin like 2A
Exons: 8
Coding region: 366-2318 (650 amino acids)
Biological process (GO): signal transduction
Source: RefSeq, a predicted model, not a curated record
GCCUCUGCUCCGGCGGUUCUGCCUGUGGGUGUAAUUGGACAGAGGCUUGGAACAGGCAAGGGUUGCCCGGUAAGUGUCCACCUUCUGCACACACACAGAGUGUGGGGCCUAGCCGGAUACCCCCGAACCCCUGCCAGUCCCUCUGCCGGGAAGGUCUUGCCCCAACACUCCCAUUGGCUGGAGCACCCAGAAGGAACCCCUAAGGAGCAUUCUGUGUGCCAAAGCCCUUGCCCAGCACUUAUAGCGAGGGUCUUACACAACCUUCCUCCCCAUUUGACAGACUCAAACAUGGAGGCCCAAGAGAGUCAGAUUGGGGGUGUUCAAACAUCCUCGACAGGAGCCAGAGGAGUCUGGAGAACGCUGCCAUGCCGAUAGUCUGGGGCAGCCUGAGAGAGCCUGAAUCUAGGGGAUGUGGAGCAAAACCAGGGCGACUGCAUUUUCCAGAUGCACCCCAGAUACUCGGCGGCGAGGACCAGGUGCGGAUGACCUCGGAGGGCUCCGACUGCCGCUGCAAGUGCAUCCUGCGGCCGCUGGCCAAGGACGCGUGCAGCCGGGUGCGCAGCGGGCGGGCGCGGGUGGAGGACUUCUACACCGUGGAGACCGUGAGCUCGGGCACCGACUGCCGCUGCUCCUGCACCGCCCCGCCCUCCUCGCUCAACCCCUGCGAGAACGAGUGGAAGAUGGAGAAACUCAAGAAGCAGGCACCCGAGCUGCUCAAGCUGCAGUCCAUGGUGGAUCUCCUGGAGGGCACAUUGUACAGCUUGGACCUGAUGAAAGUGCAUGCCUACAUCCGCAAGGUGGCCUCCCAGAUGGACACCUUGGAAGAGAGUGUCAAGGCCAACCUGAGCCGGGAGAACGAGGUGGUGCGGGAGAGCAUGCGGCACGUCAGCGAGCAGCUGCGGCGCUACGAGAACCACUCGGCCAUCAUGACGAGCCUCAAGAAGGAGCUCUCCAGCCUGAGCCUCCAGCUGCUGCAGAAGGACGGGGCCCCGGUCCCUGCCGUUGCCCCUGCUGCCGCCACCACCGGCCCAGGCAGCAAAGCGCAGGACACAGCUGGAGGGAGACGCAAAGACACCGACAAAUACAGCAACGUGCAGAAGAGCUUUGUGGACAGGGGCCCCUCAAAACCCCCUAAGGAGAAACUGCUGAAGGCAGAGAAGCUCAGGAGGGAGGGCAGCAAGGGAAGAUCCACCCAGCCCACAGCCAAGCCGCGGGCCCUGGCUCAGCAGCAGGCCGUGAUCCGAGGUAUCACCUACUACAAGGCAGGCAAGAAGGAAGCGACCGAGGCCGUGGCUGACAAUGCCCUCAAGGGCACUUCCUGGCUGGAGCAGCCGCCCCCCAGGGCGGACGGCAGGCCACCAGAGCCCAACUCUGCUGAGCAUGAUGAGGCUGGGCCUGUGGCCUCGGAGGGAGUGGACUUGGCCCGGGGCAGCCCCACCUCGGACCCCACUCCCACCCUCACCCCCACUCCCACCACCCGUCCCUUGCCCACCGAGCCACCUUCCCAUGCAGACGUCCCCAGCCAAGGCAGAGAGGCCAGCUGUGAGGGCACCCUGAGGGCCGUGGACCCCCCGGUGAGGCACCACAGCUACGGGCGCCACGAGGGAGCCUGGAUGAAGGACCCUACCGCACGGGACGACAGGAUCUACGUCACCAACUACUAUUAUGGAAACAGCCUGGUGGAGUUCCGAAACCUGGAGAACUUCAAGCAAGGUCGCUGGAGUAACAUGUACAAGCUGCCCUACAACUGGAUCGGCACGGGCCACGUGGUGUACCAGGGCGCCUUCUACUACAACCGCGCCUUCACCAAGAACAUCAUCAAGUACGACCUGCGGCAGCGCUUCGUGGCCUCCUGGGCGCUGCUGCCCGACGUGGUGUACGAGGACACCACGCCCUGGAAGUGGCGCGGCCACUCGGACAUCGACUUCGCCGUGGACGAGAGCGGCCUGUGGGUCAUCUACCCCGCCGCCGACGACCGCGACGCCGCGCAGGCCGAGGUGAUCGUGCUGAGCCGCCUGGACCCCGGCGACCUGUCGGUGCAGCGGGAGACCACGUGGAGGACGCGGCUGCGCCGCAGCUCCUACGGCAACUGCUUCCUGGUGUGCGGCAUCCUGUACGCCGUGGACACCUACAGCCAGCGCGAGGGCCAGGUGACCUACGCCUUCGACACGCACACGGGCACCGACGCGCGCCCGCAGCUGCCCUUCGUCAACGCGCACGCCUACACCACGCAGGUGGACUACAACCCCCGCGAGCGCGUGCUGUACGCCUGGGACAACGGCCACCAGCUCACCUACGCGCUCCACUUCGUGGUCUGAGCCGGGCCCCGGCCCCCAGGAGAGGCGUGCGGGGCAGGGGCUCGCCACGGCGGGAAGCGGUGAGACCCAGGCGUGGGUCUCCUGCUAGGCGCGUGGCUUGGCCGGGCAGACUACCCAGCAGCCAGUGGAAUAUUCAUCCCUUCCACCUGCAGAGAACUGUGCCCAGCACCUGCACUAACCCGCUUCCCCCUCCCGAGGCCAUCCUGCGAGGGGAGAGCGCUAAAUUUCAUGGAGGAGGACACCGAGGCACGGAGACAACUGUCUCUUGCCGAAGUGGCCCCCGUUUGGAUCAUGCAGGCCAUGUUCUCAUCACAGCCCCGCUUGACAGAUGGGGAGAGUCGACCUUGCGCUCCCCUCCCUCCAGGCCUUCCCUCUCCCCUUGUGGCUCAUCCAUUAGGGUUGAGGCCUGUGCGCCACCCCAGGCCCUGGUGCUGCGUGAGCUGUUGGUGGCCCUGGACUUUGGGCCCCUGGGCUAAUGGCUCUGCUCUUUGCCUUUGGCCAGUCUCCCACCCACACCCCACCCGCUGUCCAACCGCAUUCCAAACAUCCACGGUCACCCAGCCACUGAGCAGAAACCACACCCUAAGAAAAUACACCAGCCCCUGUUCCAAGGUUUCCCUCCCUCUGUACUCAUUUUAUUUUCUUACUCUUCACCAGUGCCGUCAUUUGUUUCUGCAGCAGCAGCUGAGAAGGCUGCAGGCAGCUGCCUGCUGGGGUAGGGAGCUAGGCCAGGCCCCAAGGCACCCUCUCCACCCAGAAGUGCUGGCUUUGGCCACCUGUCCAGGCUCAGGUCCAUCCCUCCCAGAGCCCUUGGGUUUGGGGCCCAUCUUGUCCUUUCUUUCUGGGCCUUUGACCCCCCGACCUACAACCUUCAUGUACUCAGGGAUACCUCUAGCACUGCCAUGAGCAAGACCCAAGCCCAAAGCCAGGCUGGUACCAGGACAAAACAUGCUUCCUUUGUCAGCGCUGACCGGGUCAUUUAAUGGGUGGCCCAGCAGCCUGGGGGCUGGGACAGCAGAGAAAUAUGAGCAGCUGGGUCCAAGGGACGCCUCCAACCUCUGGUUGCAGGGAAAAGCCAAAGGGUGCAAGCUAGGAGGGAAGGAAAGGCUCUGGAGAUGCCAGGGCCAGCGUCGCCCUCACCAGGCUGGGGGCUGAGGGUACACAAGUGGCCAGGCCUGGUGCUGCAGCUGGCUCAGGGGUCUCAGACCCAGGGGCCCAGGAAACAAGCACCUUCGAGCUGCCCUGAUCUGCUUUGGACAAUACUUUUAGAAAAGAAGUAUUUUAAGGAAAGAAGUUCUCCAGUCCACUCCCUGUUUCACCAAAGGUUUAGAAGGUGGCUCAGGGUCAGCUGAGAACAGGACACAGCCAAUCUCCUUCUAGAAGGGCCUUGUCUGUAUCUGACUGGAAAGCGCUCGACUCCCCAGCACCCAAACCAUCUCAACACCCUUGAAGGGUAUCUACUUCUGAUCCCCAUACAACUCCGACCUUCAUUCUGCCCCCUGCCAGCUCUGGGGUAUUUAUAUAUUUGAACACGCGAUGCUAGGCUAGGAAGUUCAGCUGCCCACCCAAGAGUAUAAGGAAAUGCACUUUGUGCCGGAUGUAUUUCUUGCAGGCAUUGUCAGGUGAAAUGUUUGGUUUAAGCUGUAACUCACCCGUGAAAUAAAGGGGAAUGAUGACACCCAGCCAAGCAGGGCCUGACUCAUAGCGAUGGCCAUCCAGCCUCUCCCACCCAUGGGCUCCGCUGACACUCCUCAGGGGGCUGCACGGCCCGGCGUUGCCCUGGGCCCUGGGUGUGGGGGUUACAAGGCUGUGCCUGUCAUGAUAUCACAACCCAACCAUGUGACACGUGUUCAGGCCCCACUUUCUUCGUGAAAUUGAAAAAGGAAAAGUAAGAGACUAUUUUGAAAAACUAAAUAACAAACACAAGUGUUAUCGGAGGAAGGAUGCUGGCUCCAGCCCUCAAACAUUCCCCAGGCCCCUUCUGUUUUCAAUACAAGGGUUAUGGAGUGGGAUGGUGUUUUUUUCCCUCAUUUUCCAGAUGGUGGAGGUGGGGCCCAGAGAAGUUAAGUCAUUUUCACGUAGGCAGUUGGGUGGAGAGCCAGGCUGCAAAGCCAGGUAACAUCAACACCCUCACUGGCUGAGCAUCGGCAGAGGGCAGGACGUGCCACCUGAAUGCUCCCCUUGCAUCUCCACAAUGGAAAGCAGAGACUCUAAAUAUGCCCAUUUCACAGAUGAGGAAACUGAGGUAAAGGGACUUACCCAGGUGAUGCGGCACUUUCUUCUCUGGUCAAGUCAGAAUUUCCGGCUUGGUCAGUUUUGUUCUUCGCCAACUGCGCGUCGCCCUAGUGGCAGUCCCAGAAACUGUAACCGUCGCUUUUACCCAGGGUGUCCAGGCCACGUGGGACACUUGAGGAGGUUGGAAUUAGCUGGUUAAAGAGCCUUGAAUGCCAAGCCAAGGAGUGACUGCCUCCAAUCACAUUUGGAAUGAAGGUGAAUAUACCUUAACAGAGAAAGGAAAAUUCUCAAUCAAGUUUUGUUCUGCCAGGGAUAGGAGGCUGUUGGGGCUUUGUUGUGGGGAAGUGGAGCCUGCAACAGGUUUCCCAAGGAAACCUGACCCCCAUCGACUUCUUUUGACCCACCUUGGACCUUACUGCAUUUCGCAACAGGUACUUCAAACAAGGACAGGCCUGGACUGGGGAGGGCUGGCGCCUCUAGCCAACCACAGCGUGGAAGCCAGAGGACGUUGUCUCUGGUGUUUCUGAAUGUGGCACAUCAGGAGACUUUGGCUGUAGCCUUUGCCUCCUCUCUAGAGAUUCCAUGCCUUAAUGUCUAAUCUGUUCUGUCUGGGGAGGAAAUAACAGGGACCCUGCCUAGGGGGCUACACCUAAGGUGAGUCCAUAAGGUUUUACUAGGCAUGAUUUGAGGGCCCUGAGGGUGCAGGUGUUCCAAAGCACCCUCCCCGGGGACAGUCCCGGAACCACUUAGUGACAAAAGGACGCAACACUGGAUGGGGGUUAGGGAGUCCUGGGUUGGCUCCACCUCUUACUUGCAAGCUUGGGCAAGUCCUUUCGCCCAGGCAGCACCCUCCUAGAGCUAGAAGGCACCUUUACAUACAUUAUCGCUAAUUCAUCCAGGGACCACCAAGGACUGCAUUACUUUUCCCCCUUACAGGUAAUGAACCUCAGGUUCAGAGGUAAAGCAACCUGCUCAGGGUUAUAGAUCUAACAAGUAGUAGAGUCAUAAUUUGAACCAGGUCAGUUUAUACAAAGCUCCAAACUAACCGUUGUAACAAAUUGUAUUGACUUUUGUUGCUUUGGCUACUAGGGAGCUCAAAGUCACUUUUGAGAGGAUUUUUAACAAUUGUACUGAGUCUCCUACUAGACUCUAGGUUUCUGCUUUUACCCUGAUUUCUUUAUUAUUCUUCUGUGGUAUUUUAUCUGUUUUUGUAAGUUGCCACAAUAUCUUUUUUGCAACAAGGUGUUAUAUAUCUAAAUAAAUACAUAAUGA